This is a messenger RNA of Cercopithifilaria johnstoni, 2247 nucleotides long. The record is from the annotation of a GenBank genome assembly. Lineage: Eukaryota; Metazoa; Nematoda; Chromadorea; Rhabditida; Onchocercidae.
AUGAACGGAAAAUAUUUGACGAAAAAUUCAAUAGAAUAUGAAUACUGUAAUAUAGCAUAUCAGCAUGAAAUUGCUGGACGAAUUAAUUUUCAAAAAGGACAAUAUAAGGAAGCAAUUGAAAGUUAUCAAAAAUCAUUGAAAAUAUUACAAAUGUAUUCUGAUUAUUUCGAAACAACUGAUAAAUUACCAAAAGUUAUGAAUAUUUAUUGGAAGAUGAGUGAUACAUAUGAAGCAUUAGCAAAACAAACAAAUUGUUUGGAACCAUUAGACUAUGCAAUAGCUGCUUUGACGAGUUUACUUAAAUAUCGGCCAUAUGAUCGAAAUAUUCGAUUAAAACGAUGUGCCUUAUGGAAAACUUUGCAGAGUCGUGAAAAUGCAAUUACUGAUGCAUUAGUUUAUUUCUGCACUGAAUUAAGUAAGGAUUGUCUUGAUGUACCAUUGGAAAAUAUCAAUCGAGUAUUAAGUAAUGAUUUGAAAUAUCUAAUAAAUGAAGAAUGCAAUCACAUCGAAAGUUAUGCACAAUCAUUGCAACCAUUCUUAACGCAAGAUUUUAUCAACUUAUGGUUAUCAUGUGAUUGCGAUGAUCCAUUGGUUAAGGAUAUUUGGAAUGUGCGAGAUGAACUACUUGGUACACUUCCAAAUGAUAUUGAACCAAUAAAGGAAGGUCGAUAUAAGGAAGCUUUGAAAGCUUUAUCAAAUGGCGAAUUUUCAUCAGUGAUGAAAAAUUUGGAAGAAGCAUCGAUAAAUGGAAGAUAUCGUUUGGAAGCGACGUUACUGUUAGCAUUGGCGCAUACACGCGACGACGGAGCAACUGUUGACAAGUUUUUGGAUCGAUUCGAACGAAUAUGGAAUCAAAAACCCAUAGGAUACAGUUUGCGACGUUGUGCGCAAUUGGUUGUGCGUUAUAUAAGCAUAUCGCGUGCGAUAAGAUUCAAUCCUUUCAGCGGCAAAAAAAUGGAAAAUAAGACAAAAGAGAUGGAAGCUAAUUUGUAUUUACAAGAAGCAUUAAUAAUCUUUUGGAAGAGACAGAAUUCGGAUAUUGGUGAAGUUUUCUGGAAAAAAGAAUUAAAAAAUGAUAAUAGACGGAAAUUACAGCAUAUCCAGAAAUUAUGUGAUUUAGCGUUGAAAGAGAAACCGGAUUUUCAUCAUGCCAAAAUUCUAAAGUUGCGAUCAAUUUUGGAAUUAAAAAUGGCAGUUAGCAUUUCGGUACUGAAUGACGACGAUUUAAAGCCAUUGGAAAAUAUCGUCAACAAAACGAACGAAAUAUUUCCAGCAUAUAAUGCAUUCGGAGAUUUGUGUUUAUAUUCGGUUUAUCUUGCUAACUCAAAAAUUGACAAAGCUAAAUUAUGUUGUGAGAGAAUGCUCAAUGCGUUAUUCUUACGUGGACAACCUCUAACUUUCUUAAUAAGAUGUGAUUGGGAUGUUGAUAAAGCGCAAACUUUAAAACGAUUAGAAAUGUUAUUAGCAAAAGAGCCUGAAAAUUAUGUGGCACAUAUUCUUAUGUAUUAUUAUCAUUUUAGACAUGGUGAACUGGAUUGUGCCCUUGAACAUGCCGAUUACGUCCUUAAAUAUUGGCCUUUUCAUAUGAAUACUGAUAAUUUAUCAGCACAUAUUCGUGAAUAUGUACAUUGCCAUCUUUUGCAAACAGUACAAAAAGAGAUGGAUAUGGUUGUUGAAGCAUCACUUCGCAUGAUAUCGUCUUCGUUACCACUUCUUGGCAAUUUACGGAAAGAUCAAGUGAUAUCGGGAAAAAUUCGACGAAUAUUUUCCACCGAAGUGAAUACAAGCGAAUCCAAACAAGACAUUAGAAUUCUAGAAAAACCUGAUCAUGACUUUUUUGAGAUGGAACAAUUUUAUCUCAAAUUAGAUGCAAUAGCACAACAGGAAUCUGGAAUAUCGGAAAUUUCAGUAGAAAAAGACCAAAAGCAGAAAAUAUGUGGAGAAGAAACGGCUUCUACUAGCAAUUGCCAAUUUUUUAGUGAUUCAGAAAAACCUGACGAUCAUUUUCUAUCAUCCGAAGAAAAAGCUGAAAAUGCUGGGAAAAUGAUUAGCGCAGCGUUUUAUUACGCGGAACAAUUGCGACGUGAAAUCGAACAUGGAUCACGAGUGGAUAAAGAUAAAUGUCGUAGUGAGGAUAUUAAAGAUGCUAAAAGUUCAUCCUUGAAGCAAACAUUGAAAUCUGAAAAAUUAGUAGUAUCCGACGAGAAGAAAGUAGGAAAUGACAAAGAUUUUGAUACAAUCAAUUGA